Molecule: messenger RNA, 2364 nt
Organism: Penicillium canescens
Lineage: Eukaryota; Fungi; Ascomycota; Eurotiomycetes; Eurotiales; Aspergillaceae
Gene: pakA
Product: mitogen-activated protein kinase kinase kinase kinase STE20
Exons: 5
Coding region: 1-2364 (787 amino acids)
Biological process (GO): intracellular signal transduction; protein phosphorylation; regulation of MAPK cascade
Cellular component (GO): cytoplasm
Molecular function (GO): protein serine/threonine kinase activity; ATP binding
Source: RefSeq, a predicted model, not a curated record
AUGAAUCAGGACAAUUUCCCAUUGAAAUUCCGCCGAGCUCAUCAAAGCGCUACAUCGCUCAAACGCACCCCCUCCGCCCCCGUCUACCCCCGUUCCUCCCCCAGCGGCAGUCGCGAGCAUAAUCGGUCGCGAUCCAACGCACAAUUCGGCUCCUCAUCGUCAUCGCUGGAACAGAAUAGCGGCGGGCCGUCGCCGUCCAACGACGAGUCCAGCGGCUUUUUCUCCAACUUCACCUCCCGGUCCCGCACUCGCAGCUCUAACCGCUUCUCCUACAACGAGCAGAGCUCGGAUGAACUAGGCGCCCCUUACGAAACGCGGGGCAUGCUUAGUGCAUUGGAUGAGAAUAGCGCUGAAUCGGACCCUCAUUCCCAGCAAGCCCCCGGACCCCGAUCUCAACACCAGAGCCCUGAUAACCGUGGACGCCACUCACUUCGCCAGUCAGCCAGUUUCACCACGCUUACACAACGAAUGGAUCCUUUUGCUCAUCGCGAGACUGAGCGGGCGGCGAAUGCCAAACGGUAUUCCGACGAUGGCAAUGCGCCUCCAGCCCCGCGAACAAGACAGAGCAAGAAGGCGAGCUUCUCUAGGUUCGUGGACAGUAUGCUUGGCUCCCCCGGUCGCAACAUGAAAAUUUCAGCCCCAGAGAAUCCAGUCCAUGUUACCCACGUUGGUUACGAUAAUCAAACUGGUCAAUUUACUGGUCUUCCUAAAGAAUGGCAGCGACUACUUCAGGAGAAUGGUAUCUCCAAGAAGGAGCAGGAGGAGCACCCGCAAACCAUGAUGGACAUCAUGCGCUUCUACGAGAAGAACACCCGUGGCGAUAGCGACGAUGAAGUCUGGCAUAAAUUCGACAAUGCGCAAGCGACGAGUCCAAGAGGACAGUCACCACCGGGCAGCCCACGAUUCCCGCAAAACCACGAAAGCAGUUUCGAGAAUCCGCGGGCGCCACCACCGAUUCCACGCGGGCCUCCGGCUGGCACACCGAGCAUGUCCCCAUCGCUGGGUGGUAUGGUGCCUCAUCGCGCUCCUCCUAAGCCUCCAGGCAUGACCCCGUCCCGUCCUCCUCCUCAACCCCCAGUUUCGAAUUCCUACGGUGCCCCGCAACGACCCCAGCUGGACACCUACGGUUCUUCAUUUGGCACUCCGACGAUCCCAGAAACCGAGGCAUUGCCUUCACCUCAUCGCAGUCCCUCUACCUCCCGAAAUGGCACGCCUGCGUCCAGCGCCCCGAAUGUCAUCGCAUCCCCCACACAAUACCAGCGACAGCAGGAGCAGGUUAUGGCCGCAGCCCAGCAGGCACUGGAUCGCAAUCGCAGCCAACGCCAACAGGCACAGCAGCCCCCAGCCAUCUCCACAUCAACCACCGCCCCGGCACCCGAUCUGUCGUCUGGAGUGUCGCCUUCUACGCGCGCUCCACCCGCUGCUCGGCCCCGACAGCGCCAGCGUCAAAGCACUGCCAUGGAUAUCCGGUCGCGUUUGAUGUCUAUCUGUCGCGAAGGCGAUCCCACAACAAUCUAUUACAACCUCAACAAGAUUGGUCAAGGUGCUUCGGGUGGUGUGUUCACCGCGUAUGAAAUUCCUAACAACAAUUGUGUUGCUAUUAAGCAGAUGAACUUGGACUUGCAACCCAAGAAGGACCUGAUCAUCAACGAAAUUCUCGUUAUGAAGGACAGCAAACACAAGAACAUUGUGAACUUCCUCGAGAGCUACCUGCACGGGUUGGAUCUCUGGGUUGUUAUGGAGUACAUGGAAGGUGGCAGUCUCACAGAUGUGGUCACUUUCAAUAUUAUGAGUGAAGCACAAAUCGCAGCAGUUUGUCGAGAGACUUUGAGCGGUCUCCAGCACUUGCAUUCUAAGGGUGUUAUUCACCGAGACAUCAAGUCCGACAACAUUCUGCUCUCCUUGGAUGGUAACAUCAAGCUGACUGACUUCGGCUUCUGUGCCCAAAUCAACGAGUCGCAUAACAAGCGGAACACCAUGGUCGGUACCCCGUACUGGAUGGCUCCCGAGGUCGUUACUCGCAAGGAGUACGGCCGCAAAGUCGACAUCUGGAGUUUAGGCAUCAUGGCCAUUGAGAUGAUUGAGGGCGAGCCACCAUACUUGACCGAGUCGCCGUUGCGCGCGCUGUAUCUUAUUGCCACGAACGGAACACCCACCAUCAAAGACGAACACAACCUUACCCCGAUCUUCCGCGAGUUCCUUCAUUUAGCUCUGAAGGUUGACCCCGAGAAGCGGGCGUCGGCACACGACCUCCUGAAGCACCCAUUCAUGUCCUUCUGUGCACCCCUUUCGCACCUCGCCCCCUUGGUCAAGGCUGCUCGCGCCAGCCGGGCCCAAGAAAAAGCUCAAAAAGGAGGCUCCUGA